This is a messenger RNA of Suricata suricatta (meerkat), 2637 nucleotides long. It is a transcript of the gene ARFGAP3, whose product is annotated as ADP ribosylation factor GTPase activating protein 3. Gene Ontology annotation, biological process: COPI coating of Golgi vesicle. Lineage: Eukaryota; Metazoa; Chordata; Mammalia; Carnivora; Herpestidae. Bases 1 to 1599 code for a protein of 532 amino acids. The transcript is spliced from 16 exons. The record is from RefSeq and is a predicted model, not a curated record. Gene Ontology annotation, molecular function: GTPase activator activity.
AUGGGGAUAAUCAUAACGCCUUCUUCUCAGGUUGUUCUGGUGGUUCAGCGGCCGGUAGCAAUGCCUGAUGUGGACUCUGACACUGUCUUUCAGGUGUGUUUUGACUGCGGCGCCAAGAACCCCAGCUGGGCCAGUAUCACCUACGGCGUGUUCCUUUGCAUCGACUGCUCGGGGUCGCACCGGUCGCUUGGGGUCCACUUGAGUUUUAUCAGGUCUACGGAGCUGGACUCGAACUGGUCUUGGUUUCAGCUGCGAUGCAUGCAGGUUGGAGGAAACUCGAACGCGUCUUCCUUUUUCCACCAACACGGCUGUGCCACCAAUGACACCAAUGCCAAGUACAACAGCCGCGCUGCUCAGCUCUAUCGGGAGAGAAUCAAGUCGCUGGCCGCCCAGGCAGCGCGGAAGCAUGGCGCUGAUCUGUGGCUUGAAGGCUGUGGGGCUCCGCCGCUGUCCUCGCCACCGAAAGAGGAAGAUUUCUUUGCCUCUCACGCUCCUCCUGAGGCGAGCAGCCCCGGGCAGGAGUCACCACCACCCGAACCGUCUGCUUUGCCACCAAGGAAUGUGGAGGCCACUGCAGCUAACCAUGAAGGUGGACCGGAACAAGGGCCAAAUGUGGAAGGUCAAGGGCCAAGUGUGGAAGGCCUUAACGCACCAACAAAGGCUGCAUUAGAAGUGUCCUCGAUCAUAAAAAAGAAACCAAAUCAAGCUAAACGAGGACUUGGGGCCAAAAAAGGAAGUUUGGGAGCCCAGAAACUGACGAAUACAUGCUUUAAUGAAAUUGAAAAACAAGCCCAAGCUGUAGAUAAAAUGAAGGAAAAGGAGGACCUUCUGGCCAGGGCGGCACCUAAGGAAGAAUCAAUCGUUUCAUCACUGCGAUUAGCCUAUAAGGAUCUUGAAAUUCAAAUGAAGAAGGACGAGAAGACGAACAUGAGUGGCCACAAAAAGAUAGAGGCCGAGAGACUCGGCAUGGGGAUUGGGAAGUCCAGGAGUGGUGUUUCACACUCCGUGACGUCAGACAUGCAGACCAUUGAACAGGAGACGCCAGUCAUAGCAAAGUCAAGAAAGAAAUACGGUGACGACGGCGAUGACUCCUAUUUUACUUCCAGCUCAAGGUACUUUGAUGAGCCGAUGGAGCUGAGGGGCAGUUCUUUUUCCAGCUGGGAUGACAGUUCGGAUUCCUUCUGGAAAAAAGAGACCAUCAAAGAUACCGACGCCAUCCUGAAAUCCACGGGCUAUUCAGACAGACCUACUGCCCGCCGUAAGCCAGACCACGAGCCGGCCGAGAACACAGACGAGGCCCAGAGGAAGUUUGGCAACGUCAAAGCCAUUUCAUCAGAUAUGUACUUUGGAAGACAAGCCCAAGCUGAUUAUGAAGCCAGGGCUCGGCUGGAGAGGCUUUCGGCGAGUUCCUCCAUCAGCUCAGCGGAUCUGUUUGACGAGCAAAGGAAGCAGACGGCAGGAAGCUACAACCUGACGAGCGUGCUGCCCACCGCGCCCGACAUGGCCCAGUUUAAGCAGGGAGUGAGAUCCGUUGCUGGGAAGCUCUCGGUUUUUGCUAACGGAGUCAUGACUUCCAUUCAGGAUCGCUACGGUUCCUAACGCCGACAUUUCCGGGAGAAAGGCCUCUCGACGCGAACCAGGGAGCAGUCGCAGACCGCAGAGAAGCCCGGGCAGUGUUGCAGAAUGUUCUGCUGCUUUUUCACAUGAUAUACAUGCCUUCCUGAUUUAAGAUUUCCUUCAAGAAAUUCUCAUUUUCGACGUAGUAGAAGCUUUAUUGUCAUUUCUGUUUUGCGUUCCUUCCUGCACAUGCCCCUCCUUUUGGCGUCUCCACGUGUAGCCUUGCUUCGCCUGUGUCGGGUCUGGUUCCAGCAGCGGGGGGGCUGGAGGCAAGGGCUUCUCCCACCUCUCAGCGCUGAGAGCCCGCGUUCCGGGACCGAGGGUCUCCGGGCUGCGUGGUCCUGGGCUCCGGGCCAGCACAAGCAGCCGAUGCAGCAGAGGCCCGGAGAAACCCAAACCCCCAGCCCACGUUUCAUUCAAAAGGGAGCAGUGAAUAAAAACAGGAGACCAAAAAUGUCGAAUUUGGCCCGUUGCCACAGUUCUAUUUCCACAUGUUAUGGUGAUUUCAAAAUAAUGUUUAAAGUCGUCUGUCCCUCUGGAUGAUCUCUGCAUUCCAAACCAAUACACAACGAGGACUUUUAGCAGCCCUACGCUUCUGCAUUGCCAAGAGAGCUCACCUUCUGGCACGGCGUUGCUGUUGGAAUCUAGGGGAGUUGUAAGCUAAGGUCUCCCGAGUGUGUUUCCGAGCCGACGUUGUGGACAGAGUUCCAAAUGAAUGAGGUAAGAGGACAGACGCACGGAAACCUCGCGGUGCUCGGGCGAGCAGGAGUUGUAACUGGGAAGUUUGGUUAAUAUUUUUUAUCUUAAUCUUGGUUUUCAGGAAAUUACAGAAUGUGUGUACAUGAAUAAAGAAAAAUAAUCUGGCUGUGUUUUAGACAGCAUUAGAAUAUACUGUUCAGCACAGGAAAAUAUAUUUGAAAUCUGAUGAACCAGAAAUGUGGUUUCAACUGAAUAUUUUGUGACUUUUUCUUAAAAGAUCAAAUUUGUAGACUUCUAAAUACAAUAAACCCUUGCAGCAGA